GUUCAUUUAGAUGUUUUCUCCCAUCUUUGCCCUUUCAUUCCAUCCUCUGUCGGAAUGAACAAGUGAACGCUUUGUUGCUUGAGCUUUUUCUUCUCCUCGUCGUCGGACGCGUCCAGUCAAUCAUCUGCUGUUAAUCGGCUUUGUUAUGGCCCCUUAAACCCUUCAGCGCGAUGAAACUCAAUCCCAUUAAAGUGUCCUUGACCAUAUGAGCACAAGGGAGAAAGGAGGAGGGUGUGAAUAAUUACAAAUGAAAAGCUGGCUGGCUCGGACCCUCGAGGACCUCCUGGCGGGACAGCUUGCAUUCGCGGCGAGGCCUCCAAGCUGGACUCAACUGGUGCUUCUGCCGCUAAGCCUGAUGGACCCGAUGCUUUUACAAGGCCCACGCAAACAUCUCCCCCCCCGACACGAGGACAUCAAAACAGACCGACCGUCUGGACGCACAAGCAUCCGUUUCUGCUGUUCCUUAGAAAAAAACCGCCUCAGGCUGGGACGAAGAACUUCAUUGAGUUAUUAUAUAGUGGUCUUAAGCUUCCCGAGCUUCCACAAUACUCGGCCCUCUACUGUCGGUGCCUCUGCUGAAGAACCAAGAACAAAGGAAUCCAUCAGGUUUUAUACAUUUUCCAUCCCACAGGCAGCAGAGUCGCCUCUCAUUAGUUGAACAUGCUGGUUUCUGUUUAUUAUAACCGUCCAUUACGUAGUAAUAACGCAGUAACUUCCACAAAGGAGGAGUUUUUUUAGUACAACUUGGUAUCGGGUGCGGCCUCCAUUUUGUUUACUGGGGGGGGCCCGUUGUGUACACCCGGUGCCUCUCUCUGCUAUGUCACAGGGCGGUUGGUCCCUGUUGCGUCCGACCCACGGGGUACAGCAGUUUACACAAAGUGAACCCGCUCUUCAGCUUCCACUGACUAAUCCUCCAGGGGAGUUGGCAGUUCGACGUGUCCCUUGAACUGGUCGCAUGCAGGGAAUCCGAAGCGGUGCAGCGUAACAGUCUGUGCUCGUCACACCACUGUGAGGCGACUGCAAGACGAGCAUCCGCAGACUCCCGAAGUGGCGCGUUGAGGCGGGACGGCGACAUGAAGGUGAUAGCCCUGCUCGUCGUUGGCACCUCUGCUCUGAUUUCGGGGAGUUUCGGGAAGCCGCAGUUCCCCGAACAAGAGAAGGAUCCCAAGUUUUGGAACACGUGGGCUCAGCGGACGCUGAAGAGCGCUCUGACGCUGCAGAAGUUCAACACAAACAGAGCGAAGAAUCUCGUCUUCUUCCUCGGAGACGGAAUGGGCGUUCCCACGGUAACAGCUGCUCGAAUACUGAAGGGUCAGCUGAAUGGACAGAGUGGGGAAGAGACGCAGCUGGAGAUGGACAAGUUCCCCUUUGUGUCGCUGGCCAAGACCUACAACACCAACGCGCAGGUGCCAGACAGCGCCGGCACGGCCACGGCUUACCUCUGCGGGGUCAAGGCCAACGAGGGCACGGUGGGCGUGAGCGCGGCCGCCACCCGCACACAGUGCAACACCACCAGGGGCAAUGAGGUCACCUCCAUCCUCAGAUGGGCCAGCGAUACAGGCAUGUCGGUGGGAAUCGUGACGACGACCCGGGUCAACCACGCGACCCCCAGCGCUGCUUACGCCCACAGCGUGGACAGAGACUGGUACUCCGACAACGAGAUGCCGGCUGAAGCCCUGAAGAACGGCUGCAAAGACAUCGCAAGGCAACUCUUCGACAAUAUCCCCAACAUCGCCGUGAUUCUGGGUGGUGGGAGGAAGUAUAUGUUCCCCAAAAACACGUCUGACGUGGAGUACCCGGGCGUGGCGAAGCACAGCGGCACACGAAACGACGGAAGGAACCUGGUGCAGGAGUGGAUCGACGGGAAGAAGGCUAAAAAAGGUCAUUAUGUAUGGAACAAGAAGCAGCUGCUAUCACUGAACCCCAACAACGUGGAAUACCUACUGGGUCUCUUUGAACCUGCGGAUAUGACGUACAACUUGGAGAGGAACACUGACACGGACCCCUCGCUGCCGGAGAUGGUGGAGGUGGCCAUUAAGAUCCUCAGGAAGAACCCAAAGGGAUUUUUCCUGCUGGUGGAAGGAGGACGCAUUGAUCACGGGCACCACGAGGGAAAGGCCAAGCAGGCUCUUCACGAAGCUGUGGAAAUGGACAAGGCCAUCGGCCUGGCGGGCCUCAUGACCAGCGUCCACGACACGCUGACAGUAGUUACCGCCGAUCACUCUCACAUGUUCAACUUCGGGGGCUACACGGGCAGAGGAAACCCCAUGUUCGGUCUGGCCCCAAUGCUGAGCGAUAUUGACCAGAAGCCCUACACCUCCAUCAUAUAUGGGAACGGACCGGGUUACAAACUCGUUAACGGCGGGAGGGAGAACGUCUCCACUGUGGAUUAUCAGGAAAACAACUACCAGGCCCAGGCGGCUGUACCUCUGACCAUGGAGACUCAUGGAGGAGAAGACGUGGCUGUGUUUGCUAAAGGGCCCAUGGCCCACCUGCUGCACGGGGUCUACGAGCAGAACUACAUCCCCCACGCCAUGGCGUACGCGAGCUGCAUCGGCGAGAACCGGGAGCACUGCAGCGGCAGGUCGGCGGCUCUGCGCCCCGUCCUCUCCAGCGCGGCCGCCCUCCUCACAGUCACCCGACUUCUGUGCUGACCUCCCCCUGUUAAUUACCCCGUUCGAACUUCACUUUCUGCUAUUUUGAUCAUGGAAAAAAUAAAUUAAAGAUAAGAUUAUCAGUUUAAGGCAGUUCGGCUGAAUGUGUCAAAGGAUAAACAAAAGAAUUGUUCCCCCUUUAGGAACUGAAUUGAUUGUUGCAAAGAUCCCCACAAAAUGAGAGAUCUCAAUUGUGAUUUGUCUGUUGAGUUUUUAUCGGGGCUUUUAGGAUCCAUUAAGUCUCCUUGUAAAAGGCAAACCCUUUAGGUUGGAUUGCAUAUGCAAAUGUUUGAAUACGUUUCAUAUUUUGCAUGUGCAACAUAAUCUACCUCAUUACCUUGCAAAAGGAUGUAAUUGUACUUGUGGUGCAUUCGGAAGGGCACAUUUUCAGAGGCAACUGAAUGUGUGAUUGACAAAAGCGUAAAAGAAUAUAUCUCUCGUCAAUGCAUUCUUUAAAAAACAAGGAAAAAGCCCACCUGCCAUUGUUGUGUCCAGUAAUAGAAGUUGUAAAACCUCUUGAUCAUUAAAACAAAUGUCUUCUGAU
Messenger RNA from Gasterosteus aculeatus aculeatus (three-spined stickleback), 3198 nucleotides. The record is from RefSeq and is a predicted model, not a curated record. NCBI's taxonomy places the organism in Eukaryota, Metazoa, Chordata, Actinopteri, Perciformes, Gasterosteidae.